CAUUGCUGGAACGUGUGUGCUUCUGACGAGUAAGCAACGAAACAACAGAGCAAUGUGGGAACUGAGCUACACCUUCUCCACCCUCUGCCUCCUGAUCUGCCCCGUGCAAUUCGCGGUUGCCGUGGUGGCCACCGUGACGGGGCCAUACUGCUACUACUCCUUCUCCGGCGCGGUGGGAACGGGCUACCUGGGCUAUGUGGUGAUGUUCCCGUACCCCUACCUGAGGUUCCGGGACCUGUGCCUGGACCCGGUGCGCAUGGAGUGGUACCACCUGGGCCUGCAGAUCGCCGACCUGCUCUGCGGUGCCGUCAUCUUCGUCCUGUCGCUCGCCAUCGUCAUCGCCCUGACGCGUAGGCUGCUCCGCCAGGGGCACCUCAAUGAGGAGCUGUGUGUCCCCUGA
Molecule: messenger RNA, 400 nt
Organism: Megalops cyprinoides (Indo-Pacific tarpon)
Lineage: Eukaryota; Metazoa; Chordata; Actinopteri; Elopiformes; Megalopidae
Product: transmembrane protein 212-like
Exons: 3
Coding region: 53-400 (115 amino acids)
Source: RefSeq, a predicted model, not a curated record